Messenger RNA from Acaulospora morrowiae, 759 nucleotides. The record is from the annotation of a GenBank genome assembly. Lineage: Eukaryota; Fungi; Glomeromycota; Glomeromycetes; Diversisporales; Acaulosporaceae.
AAAUCGGAUGAAAAACCUAGCCCUCCUCCAUUUGAAGACAUAAAGAAUCCAAAUGAGCAUCAUUUGAUUUGGAAGGGAGCUCAAUCUUUUGAUUAUUAUUUGGAGUCGUCAAAUCCUAUGAUAUUUUCCAAUGUAAUAAAGGAGUUGGGUUCUAAUUUCGAAAAGCAAAAUUCAAAGUCAAUACCAAAAAUUGAAUUUAUUGCGAAAAGCGAUCUAGGAUCACCCUUAAAAAAAGAAAGAGUGACUAAGAAAAGAUUAGACAAGUUAAGAGAAAGGAUCGAAAGGGGUGAAGAAAAUGAGUUUUAUGAAGGUGUCGAACUAUAUUAUGAUAUCUUUAUAAAUUUUUAUGAGUCAUUUAAAGUGUUAUCGGCAACUUCAGGUGUUAAUGGAGAGUGGAAAAAUUCAAAUAUUACAUUGAUUAGUCAGGAGAAUUCAACAUUAGUUGAAGUAUGUGAAUUCAAGAUCGAUUGGUCUGAUGAUUUGGAAGGUGUGAUUUCGAAGAGGAAUGCGAAUAAUGAGACAAGCUUGAACGGAGAGUAUAAUGUUGUGGCUUAUGUGAAAGGAAGCAUUGAUUAUGGAUUUAUGUUUUACGAAAAAGAAGAUGGAGGUGGGAAAUUGUUUGCAGAGACCAAUCAAACGGAGAUUGGAUGGAAGAUGGACCGGAGAAAUAUAUACGUUUACGAAGAUUCACCAAUUCCAGCUAUCUUACCUGCACUGUAUAUCAUGUAUUAUGAUUUCUUCCAAAGGAUGAGUCUCUAA